AUGGGGCCUAUGCAGAACCGGGUUGACCCUCACAGAUUGUGGGUUGGUGGUUAUUGCAUCGACGCUGGAACUUGUUCAACAGGAUGCGGGAUAACAGGAACUAAUGUAAACACAUUGAGUUGUGCAAAACAGAAAAGCGCUAGCUUUUGUGUAUCAAGUCUCCUCCUCGUCGGCGCAGAUCAAACUUAUACACAUAUGACAUGUGCAUCCCAAGCGCAUGCGAGCCCACCUGUCUUUCUAUUUGAUGCAACCAUGACUGCUCCAAUACCAGCGCCGACUUCUGAACAAACUUCGUCGGUUGCAAUAACAACAAGCAAAUCGAACGUGCAAUCAAAUCUAGAGUCUGCCACCCCAUCUGCAUCAGAUUCGUCCACAAACACUGCUAGUAAGGCGCCAGCCUCUGAGUCGGGAUCGAACUCGGGAUCGAACUCGGUCUCUUCUGGUACCAUCGAUUCUCAAUCAUCAGAUGCUAAAUACUCAAGCGAAUCAUCCCCAAGAGAAUCCAUCUUCACUGUAUCUGUAUCAAUUACCACCACCGCCAGUGGCAUCUCAUCUCCCAGCCCCUCCGAUUCUAUUGCUCCAGCCCCCAAAACCCUUCCCAAAUACGAUCCCAAGGCCUUAAUCGGCAUCGUACUUGGCGUACUCAUCUACCUCCUCCUCCUGAUCUUCACUCUCACCUGGAUAGGAAAAUACCGACGAGCGCAAGAGAAAAAAUCUACUACCCCCACAGCCGAAAGUCCCACAAACUUUUUCUUCAGCAAUCUUCCCGAAGUGAUGGAGCCAUUUGCAAAAACUGACGGAAUCCAUGAAAUGUGUGAUGAUCACGGAGAAUUGAGGGAAUUAGAUAUUGCAGGAGCGGUUGCGGGGAGGACAGGAAGAGUGAGUGUGAGGGAAUUGGCUGCUACGCCUGUGGUGGGUGGAAGACGAAGUGGCAGAAGAAGCGCGAGGGAGGUGGAGGGAGAUAUGGUGUGGGGGAGAGGGAGAAUAAGUAUCAAGGAAUUAGAUGGUGGUGUGUUUGUGAGGAAUGGUCGAAGAGGUGAUAGCAUGACGCAGGUGUUUGAACUUGAUGGACAAUCGUACAUAUGA
Messenger RNA from Botrytis porri, 1086 nucleotides. RefSeq lists its product as uncharacterized. The record is from RefSeq and is a predicted model, not a curated record. The coding region runs from base 1 to 1086 and encodes 361 amino acids. The transcript is spliced from 3 exons. Lineage: Eukaryota; Fungi; Ascomycota; Leotiomycetes; Helotiales; Sclerotiniaceae.